AUGAUAAGGAAAGGCUUUCAGGUAGCAGCAAGACUCGGCUACCACAGAGUCCUUCCUGGUACCCCCCGCAUCCUGCCCAGACUCAACACUGCUGCAGCAUUUGGAUCCUCCACGGAGUCCCUGGUCUCAAGAUUCUGUCAAGAGAAGACAAAUUUGAAGGAUUAUGCCCUUCCCAAUGCCAGCUGGUGUCCAGACAUGCUGAGCCUGUACCAGGAAUUUGUGGAGAAGACCAAGGCUGAUGGCUGGAUCAAACUGCCCUCCUUCAAGUCCAACAGAGACCACAUCCAGGGGCUCAAGCUGCCAUCUGGGUUAGCAGUUUCCUCAGACAAAAGUGACUGGCGCAUCUUCACCAGAUGCAUCCAAGUGGAAGGACAAGGCUACGAAUAUGUCAUCUUUUUCCACCCAUCCAAGAAGAACUCUGUCUGUCUUUUCCAACCAGGCCCCUACCUGGAAGGGCCACCAGGGUUUGCCCAUGGAGGGUCCCUGGCAGCCAUGAUGGACGAGACCUUUUCUAAAACUGCCUACCUGGCUGGAGAGGGGCUAUUGACAUUAAGCCUCAACAUCAGGUUCAAAAACUUGAUCCCUGUGGGCUCUCUGGCUGUGCUGAACGUUGACGUGGAAAAGAUUGAGGACCAGAAGCUUUACAUGUCCUGCAUCACCCUGAGCAGGGACCAGCAGACAGUCUAUGCCAAGUCCUCAGGUGUUUUCCUGCAGCUGCAGCUGGAAGAGGAGUCGUCACAGUAACAGUCACUAUGCCUUCAGGAGGGCCUACUGCUGCCUGCCUGCCUGCCUGGGACCCACCACAGAGCAGGGAGGGGUCCCCAUGGAAGUGACUGGUGAAGUGAGGGA
Diceros bicornis minor is the source of this 849-nucleotide messenger RNA. It is a transcript of the gene THEM5, whose product is annotated as thioesterase superfamily member 5. Bases 1 to 744 code for a protein of 247 amino acids. Lineage: Eukaryota; Metazoa; Chordata; Mammalia; Perissodactyla; Rhinocerotidae. Gene Ontology annotation, biological process: long-chain fatty-acyl-CoA metabolic process; cardiolipin acyl-chain remodeling. Gene Ontology annotation, cellular component: mitochondrial matrix. The transcript is spliced from 6 exons. The record is from RefSeq and is a predicted model, not a curated record.